Dujonia railenensis is the source of this 1089-nucleotide messenger RNA. NCBI's taxonomy places the organism in Eukaryota, Fungi, Ascomycota, Pichiomycetes, Serinales, Debaryomycetaceae. The record is from the annotation of a GenBank genome assembly.
AUGGGGCAUCACUUUCUUCCUACCUCCAUACCUGCAAGUAUGCUGAUAGAAAACGUAUUUCUCGACCAAACAUUCCAGCUUUAUAAGGCCAAUGGGUCACCGCUGGCAUCAUUUAUAUAUGGGGAGGAAGAAGAAGGAGAAAAGGAAGGGUUUUCGACUUUUUUGGAAAAUUUCGCCAAGUUCUUAUACAAUCAUCUCUCCAGAACCAAUCCUUCAAUAUUACAGUCGACCAGUGAGCUUAUUUCUUCGAUAAACGACUAUAAGGACCUUUUGAGACAGUUGAGAGUGACCAAGGGAAGAGAAAGCACAGAAAGGACAGGAAACGAAGAAGAAAACGAGGAUGCCAAUGCCCCAUCAUACCUGAUGAUCUUUUUCAGUAUACGACACUCCAAUUUACGAAUUCUCCAAAAGCAGUCAGUGGUUUUCAUCACCAAAAGAGAGGAGCAAAAUCAGGGCCAACAGAACAAUUUACGGGAAGAAGGCAAAAACUUCAGUACCAUUGUACUUGUGAGAGCUUCCAACCCAUCGAUAUCUGAGGGCCUCUUGACUGUUUUGGAGGAAUCUGUACAGCUUGGCUACCCACUAGUGAUCAAGCCAGAGAGAAUCAGCCAGGGCUAUAUAAAGGACACCAUCAACAAAAUGAGCGAGGUGAAGUCUGUGCAGGAAUUCGGGGAUGUCGAGUUGAGCUUCCAGACAAGCAAUAUAGUAGGAGAUAGCUUAAGACAGGUGAGUGUAUGUAUACCGCAGGCGGAUUUGGAGAGAUUAAACCAGGUACAGCAACGGCAGCAGCAAGAGCAGCUAGAGCAGCAGCAGCAGCAGCAGCAGCAACGCAACCUGGAACAUCAAGCUGAUCCUCCUACGCUACCCUCUGCUGGACCUUCGCUAGUUGCAGCAAUUUUUUCGCACUUGCAGAAAAUAACCGCACUAAAUUUGAAUCUAGUGCCAUUGUCAAGAUUCACCUCACAGAUCGUUAACAUUUCACAGGAGGGGAAAAUCAAGAUCCACAGAGGAAUAGAUGGACAGAACCAUGAGCAGAUCUUCUCAAAGUCGCUCGUAUGGCGAUUAUUAAUCUCUUUAUUCAACAAAUAG